This is a messenger RNA of Leptidea sinapis, 521 nucleotides long. RefSeq lists its product as uncharacterized. The coding region runs from base 21 to 521 and encodes 166 amino acids. The record is from RefSeq and is a predicted model, not a curated record. Lineage: Eukaryota; Metazoa; Arthropoda; Insecta; Lepidoptera; Pieridae. The transcript has 3 exons.
UUGAGAUUCAGUCAUAAAUCAUGCCGAAAACAUCAAAAAGUGGUGAAAGAAUGAUGGUGUUGAAAGUGAAAGACUUUUGUGAGCGUGAAAAACGUAACGAGGCCCCACAUAUUCCAUUAAGAUGUGUACAAGCUCGGGUCGCCGCCAUUACAGGAAUAUCUGAAAAGACCGUGACGAAAAUGACUAAAGAAGGUAAAGUGGCAGCUUCAACGUCGACUAAACUUAUAUGGAGUGUGUUAAAAAGACGAGUUGCUGAAAAUAACGUUGGCCAAGAAGCUAAUAAAAUAGUGCAAAUUACUGAGGAAGCAUUUGCAACUAUUACUGCAGAGGAAUGGAACAAAGAAUGUGAGCACAUCAUAAAAAUAGAAGACCAAUACUACGGCGACGGCCCAGUAAUAGAUAGCGAAACGGAAAGAUUUAUAAUCGAAGUAGGCGAAGAUACUGAUACUUCUGAUGAUAGCGAUGCUGAAGAUAAUAAUAUGUCAGAUGUAGAUGAACAUAAUUAUUGUAAAAAAUUAUGA